CGUACAGCAUACUCGCGUCUCCGCAGUAAAACACAAAACCACAACCCAACUCCAUUCGCAAUGGCAUUCUUCAAAUCCCUCAUCUGCCUGGCUGUCCUGAGCGCCGCCUCCGCCGGAGUCCUGCACGGCCAUGGAGCUGGUCUGUAUGCCGCCGCCCCGGCCAUCUAUGCCGGACAUGGUGGUCAUCAUGACGAGGGAAUCGACUAUCAUGCCUACCCCAAGUACCACUACAACUACGGUGUGGCUGACUCGCACACCGGCGAUGUCAAGUCCCAGCAUGAGGUCCGUGAUGGUGAUGUUGUGAAGGGCUCCUACUCCCUGGUGGAGCCCGAUGGUUCGGUGCGCACCGUGGAGUACACCGCCGAUGACCACAAUGGCUUCAAUGCCGUUGUCCACAAGACCGGCCCCACUGUUCACCAUGCUCCGGUCCACCAUGCCCCCGCUCUGGUGGCCCAUGCUGCUCCCCUGGUGGCUCACUCUGCUCCGGCCAUUGCUCACCAUGUGGCCGCCGCUCCGGCUGUUCCCUAUGCCGGCUCUCUGGCGCAUCAUGCCGCCGUCCCAGCCUACGGAUAUGCCACCCAUAAUGCCCAUGCGCAUGUGGCCCACUACUAAGAUUGGGGUGGGAGGAGCAACACUAGCACAAGCACCACCAACCAACCAACACCACCACCACCACUAUCAACACUCUUCUGUAAUUUAUUAAGCACGUUGACGACCUCACAAGAAAAAUCAAAAAACGGAAAACGGAAACCGGAAACGGAUGAUUGACGAAGCCUGCUGCAAUACUCAGUGUCCAGUGUACCCAGUCAUGACCAUCGCAAUCGCCUGUGUAAAUAGGAUUAAGGGAUUCCAGUCCAGGAUCCUCUGUCACCUUUAUCCCUCUGUUCCCUGCCGUCUCUGUCUCAGCUUUCGCGCCACUCUCUUUUUUUUUGUUUGUGAUCCAAGCUUCUCUUUUGUAAAUAUCAACACCGAGCUGAGGAAGGAACAAACGCCCAUAAAACACCACAUGCCACGCCCACGACAAACAAACAAAAAGAAAAUCUAUGAAAAGAUGAAGAAAAACGAACAAAACAAACAGAAAAUGCAUACAAAAAAACACACACAAUUUAUGUAUUUCUUAUGUAUAAUAACUUUGUGUAUACUUUUAAGUUUGAAGCUGAAACUGCUGACAAUGCUAUA
Drosophila kikkawai is the source of this 1179-nucleotide messenger RNA. RefSeq names its product Cuticular protein 62Bc (gene Cpr62Bc). The record is from RefSeq and is a predicted model, not a curated record. Gene Ontology annotation, cellular component: extracellular matrix. NCBI's taxonomy places the organism in Eukaryota, Metazoa, Arthropoda, Insecta, Diptera, Drosophilidae.